Molecule: messenger RNA, 2115 nt
Organism: Anarrhichthys ocellatus (wolf-eel)
Lineage: Eukaryota; Metazoa; Chordata; Actinopteri; Perciformes; Anarhichadidae
Product: adenine phosphoribosyltransferase
Exons: 6
Coding region: 61-696 (211 amino acids)
Molecular function (GO): adenine phosphoribosyltransferase activity
Source: RefSeq, a predicted model, not a curated record
UACUAAACCUAACCCUAACCCAGACUGCACAGCGAAUAAACGUGAAGUGUUGUUUGUCAAAUGGACGUGUUGGCCACUCCUGCAGACAGACAUAAAGGAUGGUACCUUUCUCUGAUGGCGCCCAACACAAAAGGACCAUCGUUUGCCUGGCUGGACCCAUCGAAACUCUACUGCAACUCCCAGGCUCUUGCAGACUGCGUCAAAGACCUUCUCAGUCCUUUCCACAGCGACACUAUUGAUCUGGUUGCCGGGAUAGAUGCAAUGGGAUUCAUUCUUGGUGCAUCUGUUGCUGCCACCUUUGGAAAAGGUUAUCUGGCCAUUCGAAAAGCAGGACACUUGUGUGUCGCAACCCAAAAUCAAAACUACACAGACUACACAGGCAGAGAAAAGACUAUGGAAGUAAGACUGGAUGUGCUAAAACCAGGUAUGAGGCUGCUGUUGGUGGACCAAUGGAUAGAGACUGGAGGCACUAUGAAGGCUGCAAUCCAGCUGGUGGAGAGGCUCGGAGCCACUGUUGUAGGUGUAGCAGCCGUGGCCAUCGAGAACACUGAAGGAGGGAAGUGGAUUAAAGAAAAUUACAAAUUCUCUCACUGCAUCCCUGAAGAGCUCCAGAGCCAAAUUGACCAGAAGUAUCUUGAUUCCUUCAACAGCUUCAACUUCAGUGAAGAAGAAAAGGGGAAUAGUGCCAUUUGCUGACUGAGAUGGUCAAGAAAGUUUAUCAGCAUAUGUUUAUUUUUUAAGAAAUACAGUGGAAUUCCUGUUUCCUUAAAAUAAGACAAGAUAUACUGUGAUUUCAACUAAAUAACACAUUGAAAGGUAUUUGUUUUGUACAUAUAUUUUAUUACAUGUAAAAUAUAUCAUGAAAAGAGGUUAAGUACCAAGUAAAAACUGCCAUUUAAAACAACCGACUUUGUAAACCAGAAUAUUGUGAAGAAAAAUCCUAAUUGUUAAACAAAAUACAGCAGCGAGACUGAAUAUUUAAGCAUCCACACAUACGCCAUGUUAAAAGCAUCCACAGUCACUCUUUGGCAUCUCUGCAGUAACAGAACAGUCAUUUUGAGUAUAAUUGCUGAGUCACUCUGUAACUCCAGACAAGUUAAGCUGAGCAACACCACAAGAAUCCACAUCCCACAGAGGAAAACUCUUUCUAGGCCAGGAAAAACUGAACUCAAACAUGUCAGGAAGUAGAACUCCAGCGUCCCUCCUCCUGCCUUGACCACAGAAAUACCUCCAGUCUUUUCCCUCAUUCUCAGUCUGUACCUUUGACUUUAAACUUCUGCUGCCAUUCUUACUGACAGCAGUUUGGCUGCUUCUUCUUUGAUGAAGCGGACACAUUGUUUGAAGUGCUGUUAAUUCCUGGAACAAUUGAAUAGCAGGAGGUUAAAACUGAGACAAAUGUGAAGGCUUUUUUUAUGAUGGCAGAGUUAGUUUAGAUACUCACUGACGACGCCCCCAAUCUGCCUCGGCCCAGUUUUCUCCAACUCGGCAAGAACGUUGUUCUCAAAGGCCAACGAUGCAACUCGAAAGAAAAACUCUUUGACGUUUUCCCCUACAGCACGGAGGAAAUAUUGAUCACUUAGGGACAUGAUUGGUGUCCUCUGCAAAAGGCAAACAGCUACGAUCAAUGCUGAAUACCAAAGACAUGCUUUUGACGUAACUAUUCAAUCUUUUGAGAGUAAAUCUCACAAGAUAAUUAAUUGAAACAUAAAUCUGGGGCAUCGAAAAACUGAAGACUCUCCACUGCUUCCCCCCCAAAGAAAUCAGAGUACACUCCCUUCUGCAAAAAUGAAAGAUAUACCCCUUCCUCUUUUCUGACCACACCGUAGGGACUCUGAGUCAUGUUACUGUAUUCAAUCCAAACACUCACCUGUCAGCGACGACACAGCCCAAUACUCUGCUCUGAUCUCUUGUGCUAUAUUGAGGGCAUCUUGUUCGAUCUGAGAAUACUGUGCAGGAGACUGUUGAAAAAACCAGAGAAGGCCAAGUUAUUUUCAUUACCGAUUAAUCUGACAAUUACUUUCUUCCUUAAUCGAUCAAUUGUUUAGUCUAUAAAAUGGUAGAACAAAUAAAAAACUAUCUGUAGAAAAUUGCUUGUUUUGGCCGACUAACGGUCUA